Messenger RNA from Humulus lupulus (European hop), 2766 nucleotides. Its product is annotated as pentatricopeptide repeat-containing protein ELI1, chloroplastic-like. Gene Ontology annotation, biological process: RNA modification. The record is from RefSeq and is a predicted model, not a curated record. Bases 545 to 2632 code for a protein of 695 amino acids. The transcript has 3 exons. NCBI's taxonomy places the organism in Eukaryota, Viridiplantae, Streptophyta, Magnoliopsida, Rosales, Cannabaceae. Gene Ontology annotation, molecular function: zinc ion binding; RNA binding; protein binding.
UUGUAAAGAUUUAGUUUAGGAAGAAAAAAAAAGAGGUUUUGGAUUCUGGGUAUUCUAGUUUUCUACUUAAAACCUCAACAUUCACAGCUGGGCAUCUCCCAAAUCACACUAUUUCUCGUUAUUUUUCACUUUCAAGCUCAAAAGACAACGUUUUAGGAUAUGGGUAUGCUACAUCAAAGACAAAUAUUUAUGGUUCAGAGAGGUGUAGUGUUCCGCAGUCGAGUGUGAAAUGCAUGGUUACAGCUUCUAGGUGGGUGUUUUGAAGAAGAGAGUUUCUGGGGUUUCAUUUUGUGGUGGUCUCGUCUGCUUCGAUUGAGCUUCUUCCAUUUGUUUAGUACUCAACCACCAUUGAGCCCUCCACCUCUGUCGUAAGAAUGUCAGCUAAUGAUUGGAAACGUUUACAGUUUAUUUUGUGCAGGAAUCAUUGACAGCUUUGCUGAGGGUUUCGAAAGAGAAAAGCUUGAAGCUUUAUUAGCAGGGGAAGAGGAUACUUGCUCAUGUUACUUAGAGCCAUAUUGUGUAGUGAAAGAUCCCCAGACUAAAUAUGAGGUGUCAGCCAUUGAUUUUGUUCUUAUCAGCUUUCUCAUAUAGGAAUGUAGACUACUCAAACACCCUUUGUCUUUCUCAAGUCUCAAUGCACCAUGGUCUUCGCUCCCUGUUUCUGCUUCUUGAUAUCCCAAAACCUCAAAGCCAUUGUUGUUUUGUUCACCGUCAAUACUCAUCUCAGUCUCAGUCUCAUCAUUUUCCAUUACAUUUGAGCUUGUUUUCCCUCGUUGAACCGCUACUCUUUCAAAACCCGCCUGAGAUAUCCUCGUUUGCAGCUGUUUUCAAUUUCCUCACUGGUCGAAGCUUGUUGCGAUUGGGUCGUCAAGUCCAUGCUCAGAUGACCCUGCAAUUGCUUGAGCCUAAUGCUUUUCUCGGAGCCAAGAUGAUCGCAAUGUAUGCAAGUUCUGGUGAUCUUGACUCUGCUGUUACUAUAUUUGAUCGUAUUAAUAACCCUUCUUUGCUUUUGUAUAAUUCGAUUAUUCGAGCUUAUAGUUUGUAUGGGUAUCCUCAUAAAACUAUUGGGAUUUAUACUCAAAUGCAAUCUUUAGGCCUAAAAGGUGAUCAUUUUACUUACCCUUUUGUGCUGAAGUGUUGCGCAUCAAAUGUUAGGAUGGGGAAAUGUAUUCAUGGGAUAAGUUUGAGAAUUGGGUUGGAGAUAGAUAUGUAUGUGGGAACUUCUUUGAUAGAUAUGUAUGUCAAGUGUGGUGAAAUUAGUGAAGCCCACAAGCUGUUCGAUGAAAUGACUGUAAGAGACGUUUCAUCUUGGAACGCACUAAUUGCAGGUUACAUGAAGAAUGGAGAGAUUCAUGUUGCAGAGGAUUUAUUUAGGAGAAUGGUGCAGAAGAAUAUCAUUUCUUGGACUGCUAUGAUUUCGGGAUACACUCAGAAUGGGUUUGCAGAGAGAGCAUUGGUUGUAUUUGAUAAGAUGAUGGAAGAGCAUUCAGAGGUGAAGCCUAAUUGGGUAACAAUAAUGAGUGUUCUUCCUGCAUGUGCACAUUCAGCAGCACUGGAGCGUGGGAGAAAGAUUCACAAGUUUGCAAAUGAAAUUGGGCUGGCUUCUAAUGUCUCUGUGCAGACAGCUCUGGUUGCAAUGUAUGCUAAAUGUGGGAGUCUUAUAGAAGCUCGCCAAUGUUUCGAUAAGAUACAUCAACAACAAAAGAAUUUGAUUGCUUGGAAUACGAUGAUUACAACUUAUGCUUCCCAUGGCCGUGGUUUGGAGUCUGUAUCCACUUUCGAGGACAUGAUCAAAGCUGGGGUUCAACCUGAUACCAUCACAUUUACAGGAUUGUUAUCAGGAUGCAGCCAUUCUGGUCUUGUUGAUCUGGGUUUAAAAUACUUCUAUUCUAUGAAGAAAUCAUAUUCUGUAGAACCAGAAGUUCAGCACUAUGCUUGUGUUGUCGAUCUUUUAGGUCGUGCAGGGCGAUUGGUUGAAGCAAGCAACCUUAUUAAUCAAAUGCCAAUGCAAGCAGGACCGAGCGUAUGGGGUGCCUUGUUAGCUGCUUGUCGGAAACACCGCAAUUUGGAAUUGGCCGAGGUUGCAGCUAAAAAGUUGUUUGUUAUAGAACCAGAUAACAGUGCCAAUUUUGUCCUGCUCUCCAAUAUGUUUGCUGAAGUUGGCAUGUGGAAAGAAGUGGACAAUCUAAGAGCUAUGCUAAAAAGUCGAGGCAUGAGGAAGACUCCUGGAUGUAGCUGGAUUGAAGUCAACGGGAAAGCUCAUAUGUUUCUUGGUGGAGAUACUUCUCAUCCUCAGGCAAAGGAAAUUUACAUGUUCUUGGAAGAAUUGCCUGAGAAAAUUAAGGGAGUUGGAUACGUACCUGACACUAGUCUUGUUUUGCAUGAUGUUAGUGAAGAGGAGAAAGAACAUAAUCUUAGUGCCCAUAGUGAAAAGCUUGCCAUUGCUUUUGGCCUUCUAAAUACUAGUCCUGGUGUUGUUCUUCGUGUAACCAAGAACCUUCGCAUUUGUGUUGAUUGUCACACAGCCACCAAGUUCAUUUCCAAAAUCUAUGGCCGGGAGAUCAUUGUAAGAGAUGUGAACCGAUUCCAUCACUUCUUGGAUGGAAAAUGUUCUUGUGGAGAUUAUUGGUGAUCAACAUGUUGGGGAAAAUAGAAUUUUUUUUGUACUAUUAGGGUGAUACGACUACAUUUUUUCUACAAUCAUAUACUAACUUGGAUCGUAGAUGAAUACCUUAUGAUGUGAUUUGUUCAGUGUGGUUCGGCCAA